AUGCAGUCUAUGCUUGCGCUCGUGGGCUUGGCCCUGGCUAAUCUUGCCACUGCCGGUCCUUGUAAGCCCAGUGGGCCAACAUUGGUUUCCAGUCUUGCAGUUACAUCCUCCAUCCCGACCGACAUUUCCGAAACCUCCGAAGUCCCCAGCUUGACAGUUCCCCAAUCGACGACUACAACUCAAGAGGUCGAUAUCAUCAUCACCAACGCCAUUGAAGGAGGUAGCUUCGCCGCCCGCAAUGCCAACAACCCACCCAGUGGACUUACAAACUUCGGUGCAUCCGGAAACGCUGAAUUUCACGAGGGAGGUUGCUACAAGGUUGAUGGUAGUCCCGAUGAUGGUUGCGCUGCAUUGACUGCCUCUGGGAACCCGGCUGGAAAGCGAGACACUGGAUCGUUUGCUAGUAUCUGGCAGACUCUCAACUCGCUGAGCACUGUCUCUCAGAGGAAGUACACCGUUCAAUUCUACUACCUCGUCGCUUCGGCUGGUAGCCAGGAUUGUACCGUCACUGCAGCUCUGGGCAACAAGCAGUUCUACUCGCAGUCUCUUUCCUCUGUCGGAACUAGCGUGUCUUGGACUCAUGUUCUUGAGCAAGUUGACGCUGAAUCUGCUUCUGCCACUUUUGCCAUCUCCAUGACUUGUUCUGGUAACGGCAUCUCUGUUAUCUUGGUCGACUCAAUUUUCAUCUCCAAUCAAGUCACCCCAGCCAACAUUGGCAACUUUGUCCUCGACUUCGGCGUGCCCACUACAAACCCUGUUACAACAUCCGAGUCCCUGCCAACAUCUACCGAGCGAACCAUCGAGCCCGGGACGACCUCUGCCAGUUCCUCAUCGGAGGUCUUUACUGAGAGAACCAUGCCCGAGACCACUACCACCUCUCCCCCCAACACCGACACUACACGUCCCCCUCAACCCACCGAAACCGCCUGCAAACCAACGUGCGAACUCCGUGCCGGCUUCGACAAUACUCCCGAAUGGAACUGCAGAGUCUACGGCCUCUACAGUGGCUUGACAUAUCAGCUCCCCAACCAAGACGACGACGAGACACGGCCUUGGUAUGACGGCGCCGAAGACUGUGCCGAGAUCUGCAAGACGCUGCCUGGUUGCAAAUCAGCGGGUUACAUGUUUGCUCCCAGGAAGUGUUUCUUCUCAAACAAUGUUGUUACUCAUUCCGAGGUUCGAAAUAUGAUGGAUGAUGGUGUUGAUGUUGAUUGGUAUGGCAUGGAUUGCUUCGCAUGCUCUGCCUGUGAGCAUGGAGCUGCGAAGACAACUGUUGCUGAGGUUUCUUCUACGCCUGUCAACACUGAUACUACUAUCGCCCCCGAGCCAACCUUUACUACCAGAACAUCUGACAGCCCAGCGACUACAACAUCCCCAGCUGAUGUCUGCCUCUACAACCGCGGUCAAGAGUGCGAGUUCAACCGCUUCAAAGACCACAGCGACACUCUCUGCAUCUGGGCCGCCAUCUUCACCGGCACAACAUGGAAAGAAUCCCGCGAAGAUUAUCCCUACCAAGAUGGUCCUUACCAAUGCGCUGCUAUCUGCCAGACUCUGAAGAACUGUGAAUCCUCGGGCUACUACUCCACUGAGAACCGCUGCCUCUUUACAUCCAAGAAGCUCCAGCGUUCCGACAUGAUUUCUCAUGAAGAUAGACCAUUUGAUCACUCCGUCUGGAGUCAUAACUCCUGCUGGACAUGUCCAACCUGCUCUGAGACCGCCGCUCUCCCUGCCACGAGAUACUGCUCGUACGACCAGGGCGAUAGCUGCCGCGCUGUGUCAGGCAAGCCCGGCGCUUUGUGCAAUUACCAAGGCUUCUGGGGGGCGUAUAACCAAUGGGAUCUUGCGAGGUUUCCUGACCAGAGCUCACCUGAAAAGUGCGCGGCUAUUUGUAUGGCGUUGGAUUACUGUGUUGCGUCUGGGUAUAAGGAUGAUAGGUGUAUGUUUUCGUUCAGGGAGCUCAAGGUGGCAGACUUUACGGACUGGCCUGAUCACUCGAGGGAUGGAACCUGGAGUGAUAACUCUUGCUUUGAGUGUCCUGGCUGUACCGCCUAA
This is a messenger RNA of Fusarium oxysporum Fo47, 2052 nucleotides long. RefSeq lists its product as uncharacterized. Bases 1 to 2052 code for a protein of 683 amino acids. The record is from RefSeq and is a predicted model, not a curated record. The transcript has a single exon. Lineage: Eukaryota; Fungi; Ascomycota; Sordariomycetes; Hypocreales; Nectriaceae.